Molecule: messenger RNA, 8119 nt
Organism: Hyla sarda
Lineage: Eukaryota; Metazoa; Chordata; Amphibia; Anura; Hylidae
Gene: PLXNA2
Product: plexin A2
Exons: 32
Coding region: 609-6302 (1897 amino acids)
Biological process (GO): negative regulation of cell adhesion; positive regulation of axonogenesis; regulation of GTPase activity
Cellular component (GO): semaphorin receptor complex
Molecular function (GO): semaphorin receptor activity; protein binding
Source: RefSeq, a predicted model, not a curated record
UAUAUCUGGGCCAUAAUGUAGGGCUGAUAACAUAUCACCUAAUGGCGGUUUAUGGGAACAAACACCAGGCAUGAGUGGACAUGUACAGAACCUACAGAAUAUAGACAAAGAAAAGUGUCAUAUGUACAUUGUAUGCAUAGUAUCAAUAUAGGUACAGGUGUCUGUGCCCGGAGCACUAAAGCAUUAUCAACAAGGCACGGUGUCGGGCCUCUCAUAAGGGGAACCGUCGCCCUCCGUGGUAGAAUAAGAUGGAGUUUAAUGGGGAUACAGCAGCUGGUACAUUUUAUGCCAGCUUGACAAUCUGUAUGGAAGAUAGAAGGCUGUCUGGAGGAGUGAUGAUAUUUAUACCCCAGCAAUAGAUACCGGCAGCACCGCAUUGUAUCAGAUAAAUGCACAUCGAAAUAACACAAUUCAGCCUCCUGUAUAUUAAUAUAUUCAGCGCUCACAAUAAGCCAGAUGAUGCCACCUUGGAUGCUGAAAGGGUUCCAGUCUUCUCUAAAAACCGCCUGCAGUGUGAGAACCAUGUAAAGAAGACUUAAACUCUUGGAGGCAUUGAUAACCAAAGAGAGCUUGGGUUCCAUCUCUCUUCAUUCCUCUAAUCCAACACCAUGGAACAGCAGAGGUUACAGAGGUGGACAGAGAAACCAUUUCAUUUCCACAGUCAAGCAGCUUCUAUGGUCUUGCUGGUUUUGGCCAUGCUGUCUUUAGAAAUUCCUGGUGCUUCCCUCACCAACAUAUUUCAUGCUGAGCAAAGAGACUGGACUUUUAGUCACCUCACUGUGCAUCGGAGCACAGGAGCAGUUUAUGUAGGCGCAGUAAAUCGCAUUUAUAAGCUAUCAGGGAACUUAACCCUCUUGGUGUCACAUAGCACUGGUCCUGGAGAGGACAACAAAUCCUGCUACCCUCCUCAAAACGUUCAGCCAUGUAGUGAACCUCGUACACUGACCAACAAUGUGAACAAACUGUUAAUCAUUGACUAUUCUGAAAAUCGUCUGCUGGCUUGUGGUAGCUUGUACCAGGGUGUAUGUAAGCUUCUACGUUUGGAUGAUCUUUUUAUACUGGUAGAACCAUCUCAUAAGAAAGAGCACUACCUUUCCAGUGUCAAUGAGACUGGUACAAUGUACGGAGUGAUUGUACAUAGUGAAGGUCAGGAUGGAAAGCUCUUCAUUGGAACAGCAGUAGAUGGCAAACAGGAUUACUUUCCCACUCUGUCAAGUCGCAAGUUGCCUAGGGAUCCAGAAUCGUCUACCAUGUUGGAUUAUGAGCUCUACAGUGACUUUGUGUCGUCCCUCAUCAAGAUUCCAUCUGACACUCUUGCAUUGGUCUCUCAUUUUGAUAUUUUUUACAUUUAUGGUUUUGCCAGUGGCAACUAUGUUUAUUUCCUUACUGUGCAACCGGAGACACCUGUAGGUAUUUCGAGUAAUUCAGCAAAUGAUCUAUUCUACACCUCUCGAAUUGUGCGGUUAUGCAAGAAUGAUCCAAAAUUUCACUCCUAUGUUUCCCUACCAAUUGGAUGCACAAAGAAUGGAGUGGAGUACAGACUACUGCAAGCAGCCUAUCUAACCAAACCAGGUGCCACAUUAGCCAGGUCUCUGAAAAUUUCAGUGCAGGAUGAUGUACUUUUUGCAAUCUUCUCUAAAGGCCAAAAACAGUAUCACAAUCCACCUGAUGACUCCACGCUUUGUGUCUUCCCGAUCAAGACUAUUAAUGCUCUUAUUAAGGAACGACUACAAUCUUGUUAUCAGGGAGAAGGAAAUCUAGAGCUAAACUGGCUGCUAGGAAAGGAUGUCCAGUGUACUAAAGCUCCGGUGCCCAUUGAUGACAAUUUUUGUGGCUUGGACAUUAACCAACCGUUGGGAGGACUGAACUUGGUUGAAGGCGUAACACUUUAUACGGAAAGCAGAGACAGGAUGACGUCUCUGGCUUCAUAUGUCUACAACAACUACAGUGUGGUAUUUGUUGGGACAAAAAGUGGCAGGAUUAAAAAGAUUCGGGCAGAUGGUCCUCCAUAUGGUGGCAUUCAGUAUGAAGUGGUACAUACAAUGAGAGAUGGAAGUCCAAUCCUUAGAGAUAUGGCAUUUUCCACGGACAACAAAUACCUUUACAUCAUGUCAGAAAGACAGGUAGCAAGAGUUCCUGUGGAGUCUUGUGAGCAAUAUUCAACAUGUGCGGAGUGCCUGAGUUCUGGUGAUCCGCAUUGUGGAUGGUGUGUGCUGCAUAACAUGUGUUCCCAAAAGGAUAAGUGUGACCGCGCAGAGGAGCCAUUCCGGUUUGCAAGCAAUAUAGAUCAGUGUGUUAAGGUUGUAGUGCAGCCCAACAGCCUUCCCGUUUCUGAGCACAGCCUACCGCUCACUUUACAAGUUAGUGAUGUCCCAGAUCUGUCUGCUGGUGUCAUUUGCUCCAUUGGGAACAUUACUCAGGUAGAAGGACAAGUGUCUGGCAACCGGAUAGUCUGUAUUUCCCCAGCUGCAAAAGAUGUUCCUGUUAUACCUGCAGAUCAAGACUGGUUUGGGGUAGAGCUUCAGCUAAUGUCCAAAGAGACUGGCAAGACCUUUGUGAGCACAGACUUCAAAUUCUACAACUGCAGCGGUCACCAGCUCUGCUUGUCCUGCGUUAAUAGUGCAUUCCGCUGUCACUGGUGCAAGUACCGCAACUUGUGCACCCACGAUCCAACAACCUGCUCCUUUCAAGAGGGUCGUGUUAAUGUUUCUGAGGAUUGCCCACAGUUAAUACCCACAGAAGAAAUCUUGAUCCCAGUUGGGGAGGUUAAGCCAAUUACUCUGAAGGCAAGGAAUCUGCCCCAGCCACAAUCAGGCCAAAGGGGAUAUGAGUGUGUGUUAAAUAUACAGGGGGUCUUACACCGUAUGCCUGCUUUACGCUUUAACAGCUCCAGUGUCCAAUGCCAGAACAGCUCGUAUUUCUAUGAUGGAAUGGAUAUCAGUGACCUAGCAGUGAAUUUUUCUGUUGUCUGGAAUGGGAAUUUUAUCAUCGAUAAUCCUCAAGAUAUGAAAGUUCACCUGUACAAGUGCGCAGCUCAGAGGGAAAGCUGUGGCCUGUGUCUGAAAGCCGAUCAGAAGUUCGAGUGUGGCUGGUGCAGUGGGGAAGGGCGAUGUACUUUGCACCAUCACUGUCCCUCUUCACAAAACCAGUGGCUCGAUUGGUCCAGCAGGAAUGUCAAGUGCUCCAAUCCACGUAUUACAGAGAUACUUACUGUGUCUGGGCCCCCAGAAGGAGGCACCCGCGUCACUAUUCGGGGAGUAAACCUUGGUCUAGACUUUUCUGAGAUUGCCAACAAUGUGCUGGUGGCCGGAGUACAGUGCACGCCUGUGGAGGAGGAGUACAUCAUUGCUGAACAAAUUGUAUGUGAAAUGGGCCCGACGCCUCCUGCAUCAAGCUCAGGUCCAGUGCUUCUCUGUAUUGGAGAAUGUAAACCAGAGUUCAUGGCCCGGUCUUUGCAACAGUAUAGCUUUGUGAAUCCAGCUGUGUCUCACAUUAGCCCAUCUCGUGGUCCAGAGUCUGGAGGAACGAUGAUCACUAUCACUGGACACAAUCUGGGAGCUGGAAGCACUGUUUCAAUACUUCUUGGCAACCAAACAUGUGAAUUUUAUGGGAGGUCUCUGAAUGAAAUCGUCUGUGUGUCCGCUCCUUCCUUGCAUGGCUUAGGGCCGGUUCCUGUUUCAGUGAGUGUGGACAAAGCUAAGUUGGAGAGCAGCCUGCAGUUUGAGUACAUUGAUGACCCCAAGGUACUGCGCAUCGACCCUGAAUGGAGCAUUGCAAGUGGUCACACUUCUCUGACUGUCAUUGGUACCAACCUUGACAUCAUACAGGAACCAAGAAUACGUGUGAAGUAUAACGGCAAGGAAUCAGUAAAUGUGUGUAAGAAUGUAAAUGCUACAUGUCUGACAUGCUGGGCCCCUGCCCUAACACCGGAGUAUCGCCCGGGGCUGGAUGCUGUGGAGAGACCAGACGAGUUUGGCUUUAUCUUCAAUAAUGUGCAGUCUCUAUUGAUCUUCAAUAACACCAAAUUCAUCUAUUACCCCAACCCAACUUUUGAACUCCUUAGCACCACAGGUGUCCUUGAACAGAAGCCUGGUUCUCCUAUAAUACUGAAGGGGAAAAACAUUUGUCCACCUGCUGCAGGAGGGGUGAAGCUGAAUUACACUGUGUUGAUUGGUGAUAUUUCAUGUGCAGUCACUGUAUCUGAGACACAGCUCCUUUGCGAAUCACCUAACCUCACUGGACAACACAAAGUGACUGUUCAUGUCGGAGGAAUGGUAUUCUCGCCUGGAUCUGUCAAUGUGAUUUCAGACAGCCUCCUAACACUUCCCGCCAUUGUCAGCAUAGCCGCUGGUGGAAGCCUUCUUCUGAUCAUUGUCAUUAUUGUGCUCAUUGCAUACAAACGCAAAUCCAGAGAAAAUGACCUUACUCUGAAGAGGUUACAGAUGCAGAUGGACAACCUGGAGUCUCGGGUGGCCCUUGAAUGUAAAGAAGCUUUUGCAGAAUUACAGACUGAUAUCAAUGAAUUAACUAGUGAUCUGGAUCGCUCUGGUAUCCCUUACCUGGAUUAUCGUACCUACGCCAUGAGAGUGCUAUUUCCUGGAAUAGAGGAUCAUCCUGUGCUUCGAGAGUUAGAGGUUCAGGGCAAUGGACAGCAGAGUGUGGAGAAAGCCUUGAAGCUCUUUGCACAGCUGAUCAACAACAAGGUUUUCCUACUGACUUUCAUCCGCACCCUGGAGAUGCAGCGUAGUUUCUCCAUGCGUGACAGAGGAAACGUGGCUUCGCUCAUCAUGACGGCUCUGCAAGGGAAACUUGAAUUUGCCACAGAUGUCUUGAAACAGCUGCUUUCAGACCUGAUUGAGAAGAACCUAGAGAACAAAAAUCACCCCAAGCUGCUAUUACGCAGGACCGAGUCGGUGGCAGAGAAGAUGCUGACUAACUGGUUUGCUUUCCUGCUGCACAAAUUCCUUAAGGAAUGUGCUGGGGAGCCUCUCUUCAUGUUGCAUUGUGCCAUUAAGCAGCAGAUGGAGAAAGGACCUAUAGAUUCUAUCACCGGAGAAGCCCGCUAUUCAUUGAGUGAAGAUAAACUGAUUCGACAGCAGAUUGAGUACAAAACACUGAUCCUUAACUGUGUAAAUCCUGACAAUGAAAAUAGUCCAGAGAUACCAGUAAAGGCAUUAAACUGUGACACCAUCACUCAGGUCAAGGAAAAGAUCUUGGAUGCUGUAUAUAAGAACGUGCCCUAUUCUCAGAGGCCAAGAGCUGUGGACAUGGACUUAGAGUGGAGACAAGGACGCAUAGCAAGGGUUGUUUUGCAAGACGAAGACAUCACUACCAAGAUAGAAGGAGACUGGAAAAGGCUCAACACACUUAUGCACUACCAGGUCUCUGAUCGUUCUGUAGUAGCCCUUGUCCCAAAACAAACCUCAUCAUAUAACAUCCCUGCUUCUGCAAGCAUAUCCCGGACAUCCAUCAGCAGAUAUGACUCCACAUUCCGCUACACUGGCAGCCCUGAUAGCCUUCGUUCUCGUGCCCCCAUGAUCACACCAGAUCUCGAAAGCGGUGUUAAAGUUUGGCACCUUGUAAAGAAUCAUGAACAUGGAGACCAGAAAGAAGGUGACCGGGGAAGCAAGAUGGUUUCAGAAAUCUACUUGACAAGGCUGCUAGCAACCAAGGGAACACUACAAAAGUUUGUAGAUGACCUUUUUGAAACAUUGUUCAGUACAGUGCACCGUGGCAGUGCCCUACCUCUUGCUAUUAAGUACAUGUUUGACUUCUUGGAUGAACAGGCAGACAGGCAUAGUAUCUAUGACACAGAUGUCCGGCACACGUGGAAAAGUAACUGUCUACCGCUUCGGUUUUGGGUGAAUGUCAUUAAGAAUCCUCAGUUCGUAUUUGACAUCCAUAAAGGCAGUAUUACAGAUGCCUGCUUGUCUGUUGUGGCUCAGACCUUUAUGGACUCUUGUUCCACCUCAGAGCAUCGGCUCGGAAAGGAUUCUCCCAGCAACAAGUUGCUCUAUGCCAAGGACAUCCCCAACUACAAGAACUGGGUGGAGAGGUAUUAUGCUGACAUUGCAAAGCUCCCAGCCAUCAGCGACCAGGACAUGAACGCCUACCUCGCAGAGCAAUCUCGUAUGCAUGCAUCAGAGUUUAAUAUGCUAAGUGCACUGAAUGAGAUCUACUCAUAUGUCAGUAAAUACAGUGUGGAGCUAAUUACAGCCUUGGAACAGGAUGAACAGGGGCGUCGACACCGCUUAGCCUACAAAGUGGAGCAGUUGAUAGCGGCCAUGAGUUUUGACAGCUGAAUUUCAACACAGCUCUUUAACCAUGGAAAGGGGACAGAGCCCUGGCAAAGACUCUAAUGACAGAGAGCUGCAGGGCUCCCUGGACAUUCCUUCCAACUGUGAAAAAUCACAUCAAGCAUCAGAAGGUCUUACAGUAGAUUGCCUCGCACAAUGAGGAGAGCAGCCAAACCAGCUCAUAUUCAUCUGAGACCCUGAAGACGUCACUGGAGUUUCCACAAUCCCAGCAGGCUGCUGAUUGCAUGUUGUACGUAAAUUAAGAGACUGCAUAACAAGAGAAGACUCAACUGCUCUGUUUGUUGGUUUGGUUGUACGUUUCGCUCGUUUUCUCUUCAGAAGACUCCUAUUUUUAUUAUUAUUUAUUGCUUUUUUUUUGGGAAGGGUGUAAAAUGGGGGAAGAGUACAUUAUUUUUCAUCCCUAAAAGAAAAACACAAAGGGAAUUUUCAUAGAUUUAAAUUCUUAAGCGGCCACACUUGGCAUAUUUUGCACUGGUUCAAGGGAUGACUUUAAAGAUUUGAAAACAAUAGGAGAACUGUGGAUUUUUGUAACAUGCAUCCACUACCAGCUGAUCUACCAGAGGACUUGCACCCUAUCACCUGUCUACGUAGGAACUGUACUUAAGGUCACUCACUCCAAACUCACCAGCUAAUCCAACUGCUGUUGUUUCAUAGCAAGAGGCUUGUGUCCAUUAACCAAGUGGAAUUACUAUUUCAUGUCGGUAUAAAUCUGUACUAAGUUUCAUUGCUUUGUGUACUAAAACCAUUGCUUACAGCUUUUCUCAUAGAGAUCUUUCAUAUUGAACCCCAUAGAAUAACCUGGCCUUUAGCAGUAUGUUACAAAUGUCAUAAAGUCAUACCAAAUAUGAUAGAUAAAAACCAGAAUACAGUUUUAUACCAGUCCAUAGCCUCCAUAUCUACCUAAACUAUUGUACUACUAGUAACUUACCCACUCCUAUUGCUUAUUGUCUCUGAAUAGAAAAGCAGUACAUCUAGAAGGUCAAUACAUAAUAAUCUAAUAUGCUUGUUAUGUAUACAUGUUCUGUUAUGUACAGAAGCCUGCACAUUGUACAAUUAUCUUUAUUCAUCAUCUUGUUUACAUGAUCAUUAUUCCUAUAAGGGAACUUUUUUUAAGUGGAAUAUAAUUAGGCUUCUAACUCCCUAAGACCCUGUUCACACUUGAGUCAGCUUUUUUCAUCAUUUUCAUAAUUGCUUUUUGAUCGGUAAAAUAGUGUGGUAUGCUGCAGUAUUGUAUCCAGCAAAAACGAAAAAACAAAAACAUGUAUACCUGACAGAAAGUUGACUUAUCUAAGAUUAAAAUGUCAAAACCAUCAAAAGGAUCAAAAUGGAUCUAUCAUAUGGCACUAGUGUGCGCAGAGCCUAAGAUAAAGUAAUUCAGUGAUGUACAGAUUCCACCUAAAAAUGGUACUUCUCUUUAGGACUUAAAAAGGGGUUGUCCUGAGAAAAAUGGUGUUUGUUUUGUUAAAUCUGGUCAGGGAAGGGGUAAGUAAAAAAAAAAAAAAAAAAAAAAAGGAUCUUACAUUCCUAACUCCAGUAUGGAAGGUAAGAGGUAUAGCAGAGCUCCUUUCACUGUUCUCUGGCCCUUUUGGGUUUGAGGACAUGAUGUCACACGCCCCGCUCAACCAAUAAGUGGCUGUGGUGAGACACGGCUGCAGCCUCAAAUUGGAUGAGCUAGCGAGUCAUAUCACCUCCCCAAUCACAGAAGUGCCGGCCAGCAGGGAAUGGAGCCUUUGUAAUAUCGGUGAUGGCGGGGAAAGAAGGAAAGUAAUUAAUGGCUCCUUUUUUUUUUUUUUUUUUUUUUU